Messenger RNA from Peromyscus leucopus (white-footed mouse), 7588 nucleotides. It is a transcript of the gene Jph3, whose product is annotated as junctophilin 3. Lineage: Eukaryota; Metazoa; Chordata; Mammalia; Rodentia; Cricetidae. The coding region runs from base 354 to 2603 and encodes 749 amino acids. The transcript is spliced from 5 exons. Gene Ontology annotation, biological process: regulation of synaptic plasticity. Gene Ontology annotation, cellular component: junctional membrane complex; endoplasmic reticulum membrane; plasma membrane. The record is from RefSeq and is a predicted model, not a curated record.
AGGGGCCCUGGCGGCGAGGUGGAGCCGCGGGCACCAGCCGCUCCCCCGCCCUGCGCCGCCCCUCCCCCGCCUCCUCCCGGUCCUGUCUCCAGCGGGAGCGCGAGACGCUGGUCAGGCUCCGGCGCAGCUCGAAAAUGAACAAUCGCCGCGGGCGGACCUAGACGCCGCCGCCGGUCCGCGCGCGGGGUCGCGGGCGUGCUCCGUCCUCCCCCCCCUCCUCCCCCGAAAAGAGCAUCGCAACAAAAAGCCAGCCAGCCAACCAAGACUCCGGUUUGUUGAUCGCCUUGUUUUGGUUUUUUUUUUUUUUUUUUUUUCUUUCACCGCUUGCGGGAUUCGCAAACCGCGUUACAUGCAUGUCCAGUGGGGGUAGGUUUAAUUUUGACGAUGGAGGGUCCUACUGCGGAGGCUGGGAGGACGGCAAGGCGCACGGCCAUGGCGUCUGCACCGGCCCGAAGGGCCAGGGCGAAUACACCGGCUCGUGGAGCCACGGCUUUGAGGUGCUGGGCGUCUACACCUGGCCCAGCGGCAACACGUACCAAGGCACCUGGGCGCAGGGCAAGCGCCACGGCAUCGGCCUGGAGAGCAAGGGGAAGUGGGUGUACAAGGGCGAGUGGACGCACGGAUUUAAGGGGCGCUACGGUGUGCGGGAGUGCACGGGCAACGGGGCCAAAUACGAAGGGACCUGGAGCAACGGACUGCAGGAUGGCUACGGCACGGAGACCUACUCGGAUGGAGGGACGUACCAGGGCCAGUGGGUUGGUGGCAUGCGCCAGGGCUACGGUGUGCGGCAGAGUGUCCCCUAUGGCAUGGCCGCAGUCAUCCGCUCACCCCUGAGGACGUCCAUCAACUCCCUGCGCAGCGAGCACACCAACGGGGCAGCGCUGCACCCGGACGCCUCCCCGGCAGUGGCCGGCAGUCCAGCUGUGUCCCGCGGUGGCUUCGUGCUGGUGGCCCACAGUGACUCCGAGAUCCUGAAGAGCAAGAAGAAGGGGCUGUUCCGGCGCUCGCUGCUGAGCGGCCUGAAGCUGCGCAAGUCUGAAUCCAAGAGCAGCCUGGCCAGCCAGCGAAGCAAGCAGAGCUCCUUCCGCAGCGAGGCGGGCAUGAGCACCGUGAGCUCCACGGCCAGCGACAUCCACUCCACCAUCAGCCUGGGUGAGGCCGAGGCCGAGCUGGCUGUCAUCGAGGACGACAUCGACGCCACCACCACUGAGACCUAUGUGGGUGAGUGGAAGAACGACAAACGCUCGGGCUUCGGCGUGAGCCAGCGCUCGGACGGGCUCAAGUACGAGGGAGAGUGGGUUAGCAACCGGCGCCAUGGCUACGGGUGCAUGACCUUCCCCGACGGCACCAAGGAGGAGGGGAAGUACAAGCAGAAUGUGCUCGUGAGUGGCAAGCGGAAGAACCUCAUCCCACUGCGUGCCAGCAAGAUCCGGGAGAAGGUGGACCGGGCCGUGGAGGCAGCCGAGCGGGCAGCCACCAUCGCCAAGCAGAAGGCCGAGAUCGCUGCGUCCAGGACCUCCCACUCACGGGCCAAAGCUGAGGCAGCACUCACAGCCGCUCAAAAAGCCCAGGAGGAAGCGCGGAUCGCCAGGAUCACUGCCAAAGAGUUCUCGCCUUCCUUCCAGCACAGGGAAAACGGGCUUGAGUACCAGAGGCCAAAGCACCAGAUGUCCUGUGAUGACAUCGAGGUGCUCUCCACCGGGACACCCCUGCAGCAGGAGAGCCCUGAGCUGUACCGCAAGGGCACCACCCCUUCUGACCUGACCCCCGACGACAGCCCCCUGCAGAGCUUCCCCACCAGCCCCACGGCCACCCCUCCGCCAGCUCCUGCCUCCAGGAACAAGAUGGCGCACUUCUCCAGGCAGGUCUCAGUGGAUGAGGAGCGAAGCGGGGACAUCCAGAUGCUCCUUGAGGGCCGCGGAGGAGACUAUGCCCGCAACAGCUGGGACGAGGAGAAGGCUGGGGCCUCUAGGGGUGUCCGCAGUGGUGCCCUGCGCAGCGGCCAGCCCACUGAGGAUUUCCGCACCCGGGGCUCGGGCCACAAGCAGCCUGGGAACCCCAAGCCCCGGGAGCGGCGGACGGAGUCCCCCACCACUUUCUCGUGGACUUCUCACCACCGGGCAGGCAAUCCCUGUUCUGGGGGCCCCAAGCUGUCAGAGCCAGAUGAGGAGCAGCUGAGCAACUACAAGCUGGAGAUGAAGCCCUUGCUAAGGAUGGAUGCCUGUCCGCAGGACACGUACCCCCAGAGACGGCGUCACAGUCGGGGUGCUGGGGGAGACCGGCGCUCUGAGGACCGGGGCUUUGGGCUGCAGAGACUGAGGUCCAAGUCCCAGAAUAAGGAGAACCUCAGGCCAGCCUCCUCUGCAGAGCCCACGGUGCAGAAACUAGAGAGCCUGCGGCUGGGGGACCGGCCCGAGCCCCGUCUGCUGCGUUGGGACUUGACCUUCUCCCCACCCCAGAAGUCCCUGCCUGUUGCACUCGAGUCUGACGAGGAGACUGGGGAUGAGCUCAAGUCCAGUACGGGCUCAGCUCCCAUCUUGGUCGUCAUGGUGAUCCUGCUCAACAUUGGAGUCGCCAUUUUGUUUAUUAACUUUUUCAUCUGACAAGAUUGUUGUGACCACGGAAGCGAUGAUGUACAAAAGGGACGUUAAAAGCAAAACAAAAGGGGGAAUCCUGACUCGGACAGCCCCACGACUCCUGUCUUUCCACGGAAGAACAACAUGAUUGGGUAUCACUCACAGUUUGCCUUUUUUUCUGGGUAAUGUUUUUUGGAUUUUAGCCAAAAUUCUUUGCUUGUAUAACACGAUGCUGUGUGGCAUGGCAGGAGGAGGCCGGCAUGCCACCCCUCCAGCUUGGUAUGAGAGGGUCCCGGCAAACCAGCGGCCAAAAGAUCGGGAUCUUCUUCGUGUUUCCUGCCGGGUGUGGAAGGUGGCAAGCGAGAGGAGGCACCUUCCCAAGGGUGCCCGUCUAGCCGGGGGAGGGGGAGGGCAGCUGGGGAGCGCAGCUGGGGAGGGCAUGGCUCUGCCCUCCUGUCUGGAGUAGCUGCUGGGAGUGUGGGCCCAGGCCCAGGCCCAGGGACAGGGACAGGGCAUCCUGGCCUGUCUCCAUGGAGUCUGUGCUGCGUACCUGUGGAGGGAGAGGGAAGCCCCUGCUCUUCUUCCCAGAACAGACCAUGAUCCCUCUUCUCGGCACUGCCCCACGGCCCUCCUAAGGAGGCUGCCUCCCCACACUGAGUCUUACGGCCAAGUCUGUUCCCCUGCUGUCCUCUGCUCACUCAUUGUUGGCCCUGUCCAGCCACCCUCCCUCCAGACCCAGGGAGGCCAUGCUGCAGACGUCCAGGGCUAACCCCGAUCUGGCCAGGCACAUCUGAGCCCUGAUGCCAAGGGGCUAUGGCCCACAUGCCCCGGACAGCCUGACAGCACGCCUGGGCUGAGCAUGUGGCGAUUUGCACCUAGUAUGCAGGAUGUAUAUUCAGGCUUCCGUGUCCCUGGCAGUGACGCCCCAUGGAGGACGUCACCUCUCACUGACCUCCACGGGGUCUCACAUCUUUGCACUGUGCCUGCCUCGACUACCCCUAACAGAUAUGCAUAUUCCCUCCAGAUGCCUCAGUGCUACUCCAGAGAGAGUCUGGUCCCGGGACAGGAAUGUGGUUGAAGCCAGUGGCUUGAAAGUCCUGGAGACUGUUGCAUACCCAGCACUCCCCGGAUGUACAAUGUAACUUGUUUCAGUCAAACAACAGGUUCCUCAUGUCUCUGCCUUCUCUACCAGGGUUGUUCCCUCAUCCAAACAAACGAACAAGGGAUGCCAGCUCGACUGGUACCCAUGGCUCCGUCAGUCUUCUUGGGUGCAGCCCAUCUGUCUUAUGGACUCUGCCUUGCUUUGCUCGUGUUCAGCUGUUCUCUGCUACCUUUCGAGCAGAUUUCUUUACUACAGUGCACUGGAUUGCUAUAUUUUUAACCAGAAAUAAACUACAGAUUAGAGCAUGUUCCAGCGACACUCAGCUUUAUUGUUUCCGUUAUCCACCCUGUUCCCUAUCCACUGCCUGUCCCUUCUCCCAGGCUGGUUUGGAUCAGGGGUCGAGGUGGGGGAGAGGCUCAGCAGGUACCCUGAUGCAUUUCUGGUGUUUCUAAAGGGUUCUUCCAUCUUUUUGUACAGCUUACUUUUCCAUUCACUUUUUUUAGUAUCAGGUUGCUGCAGAUCUGGCGUGAACCAAAUAAAUGAUUCCUGCUCUUUGCAGCCAUGAGAGCUGUCCAUACGGGGCUAUGUGAGUUGUAAUUCUGUCUGCAGAGAUGAGGGGCUCAGUGUGCAUCCCAGGAGCUGCAUGACCCAGAAGGGUGCUGACUCAUGGAGGUGGCACAUUUACUCACGUUACCUUGACAUAUGCACAAAGCACAGCCCAAAACGUGCCUAAGAGGCUCUCACAGGGGACAGCCCUCAUCCACUCAUUCGCUCUCAGUAAUGCCACCGUAGAACCAAAUCCACAGCCUGGCACUCCACUGGCAGCCUGCGGUACAUGCAGCACAAAGCCACUUCUCUAGUCCUGGUGGAUUCCAGGCAGAGGUGAUGGAGACUGAGACGCACACUGGGUCUCGGGGGCUCUAGCAAGCUGCCCCGCAGUGAAGGAGACACCUUGCAGCAGCCUAUGGCUACUCCCAUCUGUGCAGAGCCCACUUCCUCCCUGAAGGCAGAGUAGAUGCAGCAUGUUGAGCAAGAGGAGGAUGGUGGCCGGUGGAGAUAGACCCGUGUGUCACUCUGGCUCCCGGGGCACACAGUAGGUGAUGAGUUUUCACUAAGAUACAGCUUGAUCUCAGAAGAUACUUUCGGAGUAAAGAGAAGUCCUUUCUGGAGGAGGUGGAGGAUACCCAAGGCCCUUGCUGCCUGCAGCAUGGCUGUAUGGCUGCUGAGUGUUGAGUCCUGCACACUGAAGGCUCGUGCUGGCACAUAUGGGGAGCCUGGAUGAGUCUCAGCACAAUGACAAGUUUGAGGAGUCCAAAUGUCUCAGACCAGACGGCAGCAGAGCCCAGGAUAACGUAGUGAUGGUGCUGGUCAGAAAUUCCACACAGCUCCCACAAUGCAAGGGUCAGGCACAGGAUCUCAGGGAGCGCAGAGAGCAGACUACUUUCCAUGUAAGUUUCUGCUUCGAGCUAAACUACUGGCCAACACCUGACACCAGGCUCCUCCCAUGCACACUAAUCAGAGGAACCACAGCCCAUGGCUACCUCUGGCCAGGUCAGUACCCAGGGCAAGCAGAAAGCAGCCACACUUCCCAGUUCCAGCUUGUUCCUGCACCCUGGCCAAACAGGUCCAGUUCAGACAGCCCACAGGGCUACCCUCAGGGAGGCGAGACAAUGCUGAGAGCCCAGAGUGCUUGGAGGCCCAGCCACGAGCAUCAGUGAACAUUUAGGGAGAUGAGAGGUUCUGGGGUGUCCUUUCUGGUUAGAGUCUUGGUUGCACUCCACAGACCUCCAAAGCCCUUGAAUGGCUGGAUAGUUCCAUACAUUUGCACCUGCCUUGCUCCAGAUGUCUCUUGGCUGCUUGUUUUUUCCUCUCUCUAACCUUCCUCAAGAGGAUGUGGGACAUUACACUCUUCCUCCAGCUUAAGCUCAGUUUUACUUCCUGCGGUCUUCCCACGAUUGCAGCCUCUGGUCUCUGUGAUCGACUGACGGCCACACAGGCCACUUCUUGACACCAUGGAGCUCUGUACCAUCACGUCACCAUCACAACAGGUUAGCAUCCAGACUAGGAAGGGCUUGGGACCCUUAGCUCUGCUGGCUCACUGAGGUCCAGCUCCAAGUCAAGCCCUCACCAGGACAAUCAAAUGUCCCCAAGUGCCAAGAUCUAUCUGUCCUGUGUACCUUGGCCUUUAAGGAAGAGAAAGUAUAGCUGUCGUUGUUAAACUUACCAAACAAAAAUAGCUAAGCUGCAUGCCAGUGUGAAUUCUGGGAGCAUGCCCACAAGACUCAAGCCGUCUCUUCCUAAGGAGCUGGACAAGGCCUUCAUGGCUGCAUGACAACAAGGGGACAGGUAUGCGGCAGGCAGGGAAGCCCUGCGUGGGCAGCUGCAGUCCUCGGUGGCCGAGCGCUCUCCAGACUCUAGCAGACACUGCUCCCGGAGUCUGCUUCUCCAGCCCUCUCCCAGUGUGGCCAGGCUGAAAUGUGUAUCGGGCAGUCUCCUUUGGCUCAGUUCCCUCCUAAACCUCAGACAUACUGGGACUACAUCAAAGUGGGGAGUGGGUCCGUACAUUCCACAGGAGCUGCGCUGUGGGAACACAGGUCAAAGGGUUGCCAAGGUUGUCCGAACAGGCAAGGCCACACACAACUACCUCAUUUCUGGGCUAGCCUGUGCCCAUCCACCACAGACUGCAGGUCAAGAUGCAAACGCCAGUGGCUAGAGAAAACACUUCAGACGGACUCACCCUGCCCUUUGUCCUAACCCUCCUAGGUGCAGAUGGCUCUUAGCUGGAUGCUGGUCCCCAACCCUGUUGACAAUGCCUAUCAGCAUGCUGCUUUCUGUCUACCUUGGUGACCUUGACUCAACUCUGGUGAAGGUCAGCCCAAUACCAGAGCUGUCUCUCCAAGGGUGAUGUCUGAGGAGGCUGUUGAAGAUCCUAUGUCCUAAGGGCACAGUAGCCUUCAGGUUGCAGAUUCCCCUGAACUGUGCAGAAACAGAAACAAGUGCAGCCCGUGGGGUACACUGUGCAGCCCGUGGUUCAACCUUGCCCACCAAAGAGGUUCUGUUCUCUCCCUCUCGGGCCAACAUCCACUUUAGUAGGGAUAUCCCACCAAUUCACCUCCAGCAAACGGCUCUCACAGACCAUUCUGAGUCCACAGGGCAGACACUACUAUCCAGGGUGGGUGAGCAGACACGUGGGUUCAAGCUGAAGACUCAGGGCACAGGGAGCAGCAUCGGGUGGUGUACAGCAUCAUUCCUCCACCAUGAGACCGACACCUGGCAAAUGCUGCUUACAAGACCCGCCAGCCUGAGCACUGCCCUGCUGGGAGCAGCGGUAGCUACAGAAGCCCGGGCAGCUGUAGGCGGCAGGACCUACAGCUGGAGACAGGUCCACAGACAACACCUCACACUCAGUGCUCUCUGGGCUGGCACUCCUGAGCCUGCUGUUGCCCACGGGUCAGCUUCCCUCCCAGCAGGCCAAUCCUGAAUGCUCUAGCUGGAGCCUACUGAUUGCACCAUUGAGCAUUCCCCCAAAGAAGAGCCACCCAGAUGACCUGAGGACUGUGUGCUGAGCUUCCCGUGGCCACGACUGGUGUAGAUGCCUUUUUGUGACCGAGUCAACAGUCUUCAUCUGCUUGACCUUUUCCUGAUCUUUCUUUCCUCUUGGUGCAUGUAAACCACCCAUUAAUGCGACUGCUCUGCGGAUAAGGAGGGGCUGUUAACUGAGUUACGUCACUGGCACAGUGGCUGCUCUUGCCUUGGCCUCUUUAGUUGGAAACAGCUUGGUUAAUCAAAAACUGGAAACAAAUCCUCUCUAAUGAAUGUAACUUUAAAUCAGAUUUCACACCUGAAGCAAGGGACACUCACGAUUCAGAAUUCUCUGCUCCUUUACUUAAUAAACUCAUUUGAAACCACA